Paramuricea clavata is the source of this 375-nucleotide messenger RNA. Lineage: Eukaryota; Metazoa; Cnidaria; Anthozoa; Malacalcyonacea; Plexauridae. The record is from the annotation of a GenBank genome assembly.
AUGGGUUCAGUUUUGCUGUUAUUUUUUGUUGUGGAUCUUGUGGUCUUCAACUUUCAAGCUGCAAAGAUGGAUCCCGUUUUAACGUUAAAAAGAUCUUCAAAAAACGACGCAAAUGCUUGUAAUUUCUGCCAAACAAGUCUUAAAGAUGAACAUUUGGGAGCUGCUACUGAUCAUAGCAGAUCGGUGAUUUUGCGCAGUAAGUUUAGAGAUGGUGGGAACAGCGAAACAAUCAGUAGGCUGGAAGAAGUCAUAAAUUGUAUUGAUACUUCAAUCGUUUGGCAUGUCAAAUGCUAUUCCCUAUUUACAAGCAAAGACAAAAUUCAGCGCCUGGAGAAAAAGAACAACAAAGAUGAGUCGUCUGCAAGACCAACCUAA